AUGUCUAAAGUUUAUUCGCACAACUUCAUUACCUUGUGUAUUCUUCAAGCAAACGCAUGCACAAGUGGCUUUUUGAAAACGGCACACUCGCCACGUACACUGCAAAUCGACUUUCGAUCUCAGCUGAUCCCUUCGGUGUCAGGAAAACUGUACUUGAAGAUGAUACAACAGGCUGAUGAAAAUUUACAAGUAUAUGAGAAGCCUGAAGCUACGUUUAUUGCUUUGGACAGCGAAUAUUAUGAAUCAGACGUCAUAUUCUCCCCGUUGAAUAAACGAGGAUGGACCUUCCAAGAGGGCGAAUUAUCGCCACGUAAACUUCUCUUUGGAAAUACUUCAACCUAUAUUAUAUGCGGGCAAUUGCGAGAAUCUGCAGAAGGGUUGCCAUUUGACGACAGGAGUUUUUUCCAGUUGGCAAACACAGCUUCGAUGUAUGCUUCGACAGACGCUUCGACAGACGCUUUUGAUGACUGGUAUACCUUGGUGCAGCUUUACUCUCGGAGAGAGCUUUCAUACGCGCAAGAUACAUUACCGGCUAUUUCUGCCUUUGCCAGAACUACAUCGGAUAAAUUGUCCGAUCAGAAAUAUCUGGCAGGUCUAUGGAGAGCUGAUCUACCAAGGGGACUUUUCUGGGUUGGAGAACCGCAGAGGAAAGACGGUCGUCUCGAGCCACGCUCUAUUACCUACGUAGCACCAUCGUGGAGUUGGGCGUGUCAUCCAAACAAUAUAGAAUGGCUUGGAGGGAGCGCAAAUAGUUCUUACACAUUUUCGCCCAGAUUUGUGCUCCAGAAUGUGGACAUUUCUACGAAUGAAUUAAAUCCCUACGGCCUUGUCUACAGUGGAUAUAUACAAAUCCAUUGCAAAAUAUUUCAGGUACCACUUGAAGCGCAAGAUGAACCCGGAAUGCGUAUCGCAGAUGGGAGCGAGCAACGACUAGGGACAGACUUUGAGAUUUUACUAUCAGAAGAUACCGAAUAUAUCUCUCACAUUCGCCUGGACUGGAUGACUCACGAACGCCAAUACAAGCAAACUCAACCAUUAUAUAUGGCUUUGAUUGCGAGUAUUAGCCUGAGUGAAGGGAAUAUGAGGUAUUUUAAGCAUGUUACUGAUCCUGAAGUCAUGAUGGGACUCCUCUUACAGUCGGCGGGAACCGUGAACGAGUUUAUGAGAGCUGGUGUGUGGUAUUCCGAGCAUACUGGACUUGGCGGAAAGAAAUUUUGGGACGAUAUUCAGUCGGAAUCUAUCAAGCUUAUCUAA
Trichoderma gamsii is the source of this 1254-nucleotide messenger RNA. RefSeq lists its product as hypothetical. Bases 1 to 1254 code for a protein of 417 amino acids. NCBI's taxonomy places the organism in Eukaryota, Fungi, Ascomycota, Sordariomycetes, Hypocreales, Hypocreaceae. The transcript has a single exon. The record is from RefSeq and is a predicted model, not a curated record.